AUGGACGACGACGGCCGUUACCGGGACAACCGCUCCGACUUCAUCCGCGGCGCCAAGGACAUCGCCAAGGUGGCCAAAAAGCAGGUGGGCAAGAAGAUGGGCCGCGGCGUGGACAAGAUGGCCGACGAGUACACCCGUCGCUCCUACAAGCGUUUCGAGGAGGAGGAGGACGACGACGACUACGCGGGGGUCCCCGGCGGCCAAGACGGCGGGGGCUACUACCGCAACGACAGCCGCGCCAACGACGACGAGGCCCACAGCGACUCCACCGAGGGUCACGACGAGGACGACGAGAUCUACGAGGGCGAGUACCAGGGCAUCCCGCGGGGAGAGUCGGGCAAGGCGGACGGCGCGGCGGCCGUGCAGGUGCAAGCGCAGCACUUCCGGGACCUGUCGGUGUACGAAGGCGAGCGCAGGAAGGACCAGGAGGAGCUGGCCCAGCAGUACGAAAGCAUCUUGCAGGAGUGCGGACACGGCAAGUUUCAGUGGACUCUCUACUUCGUGCUGGGACUGGCGCUCAUGGCCGACGGCGUGGAGAUCUUCGUGGUAGGGUUCGUGCUGCCCUUCGCCGAGAAGGACAUGUGCCUGUCGGAGCCCAACAAGGGCAUGCUGGGCCUGAUCGUAUAUCUAGGCAUGAUGGUGGGUGCGUUCGUGUGGGGCGGCCUGGCCGACCGCAUCGGGCGACGGCAAACCUUGCUCAUCUCGCUGUCCAUCAACAGCGUCUUCGCCUUCUUCUCGUCCUUCGUGCAAGGCUACUCGUCCUUCCUCUUCUGCCGCCUGGCCUCGGGAGUCGGCAUCGGCGGCUCCAUCCCUAUAGUCUUCUCCUACUACUCGGAGUUCCUGGCUCAGGAGAAGCGAGGGGAGCACCUGAGUUGGCUCUGCAUGUUCUGGAUGAUCGGCGGCAUUUACGCCUCGGCCAUGGCUUGGGCCAUCAUCCCGCACUACGGCUGGAGCUUCCAGAUGGGCUCGGCCUACCAGUUCCACAGCUGGCGCGUCUUCGUACUGGUGUGCGCCUUCCCCUCGGUGGCGGCCAUCUCGGCUCUCACCACCAUGCCAGAGAGCCCGCGCUUCUACCUGGAGAACGGGAAACACGACGAGGCCUGGAUGAUUCUCAAGCAGGUCCACGACACCAACAUGAGGGCCAAAGGAUACCCGGAGAGGGUCUUCUCUGUGACCACCAUCAAAACAGUGAAGCAGAUGGACGAGCUGGUCAACUUGGGAGACGGCGCCGCCUGGCACGAGAAAUGGAGGAUUAAGCUCACCACGCUUUUCCAUCAGGUUUGGAGUAAUUUCCAGACAGUUUUCUCCCCCGAGUACCGCCGCACCACCUACAUGAUGAUGGCCGUCUGGUUCUCCAUGUCCUUCAGCUACUACGGUCUGACGGUGUGGUUCCCCGACAUGAUCAAGUACCUUCAGAAGCAGGAGUACGCGUCCCGCACUAAAGUCUUUGUCAAGGAGAAGGUGGAGCACGUCACCUUCAACUUCACGCUGGAGAACCAGGUGCACCGCCAGGGCGAGUACUUUAACGACAAGUUCAUGAACCUGAAAAUGAGGUCCAUGGUGUUUGAGGACUCAUUGUUUGAGGAAUGCUACUUUGAGGACAUCACUUCAAGUAACACUUUCUUCAAGAACUGUACCUUCAUCGCCACACUCUUCUACAAUACAGAUCUGUUCAAGUACAGGUUGGUCAACAGCCGACUGAUCAACAGCACCUUCCUGCACAAUAAAGAGGGCUGCCUGCUGAGCGACGUGAGCGACGAGAACAACGCCUACAUGGUCUACUUUGUCAGCUUCCUGGGCACCUUGGCCGUGUUGCCGGGCAACAUCGUGUCGGCGCUGCUCAUGGACAAAAUCGGACGGCUCAGGAUGCUCGCGGGGUCCAGCGUGAUUUCCUGCGUCAGCUGCUUCUUCCUAUCGUUCGGCAACAGCGAGUCAGCCAUGAUCGCGCUGCUCUGCCUGUUCGGCGGCAUCAGCAUCGCCUCCUGGAACGCCCUAGAUGUGCUGACGGUCGAGCUCUACCCGUCUGACAAGAGGACCACGGCGUUCGGUUUCCUCAACGCGCUGUGCAAGCUAGCGGCCGUGCUGGGCAUCAGCAUCUUCACGUCCUUCGUGGGCAUCACCAAGGCGGUCCCCAUCCUGUUUGCCUCUGGGGCGCUGGCGGCCGGCAGCUUCCUGGCCCUCAAACUGCCCGAGACCAGGGGUCAGGUGCUGCAAUAA
Nerophis lumbriciformis (worm pipefish) is the source of this 2217-nucleotide messenger RNA. The record is from RefSeq and is a predicted model, not a curated record. Lineage: Eukaryota; Metazoa; Chordata; Actinopteri; Syngnathiformes; Syngnathidae.